UUGGGUUUCUCUCUCUCUCUCUCUCUGUCUCUCUCUCUCUCUCUCUCCUCUCUCUCUCGCUCGCUCGCUCGCUGUGAGUGUGUGAAUUGGGUAUCUCGUCGCAUCCUCUCUUUUCUGUUCCGGCAGGUGGGACGAAGAGUGACGACGAAGAUGAAGACGGCAAUGAAGCUCGUCGCCCUCACMGUGGCAUUGACUUUCCUCAUGAGCGCCAGCCCUCGCGCGUCCAUGGCGAAGGCAGCCUUCAUGAACGCUCCCCCUAGCGCGGCUGCCCCUAGCACCGCUGCCGCUAGCGGGGCUGCCCCUAGUGCGGCGAUGGUGAAGACAGGCAAGGACGCGAAAGUGUUCGAGAUUCUUAAGAACGAGAUGCAGUUUUCCAUGUUCUACAAGGCGCUGGUGGAUACCACGGAAAUCUGGAACGUGGAGGGGCGCACAGUGCUCGUCGGUGAGCAAUUGAUCCUGUUCGCUCCCACGAACGCGGCCUUCAGCACUGCGCUCAGCGAGGAGGUGAUCACAUGUCUGCAAAAGGAGCCCGGUCAAGCGACCCUCGCGAGUUUCUUGAAGUACCUUCAGGUUGUCGUUCCCARCAAUGCCACCGUCCCGCAGGUGAAAACUCCGAAACAGCUGCUCAAGGUGACUAAGGACGACUUUCUGUGGACGGUUGGGGGCAAGGGCAUCGCC
This is a messenger RNA of Chara braunii, 678 nucleotides long. NCBI's taxonomy places the organism in Eukaryota, Viridiplantae, Streptophyta, Charophyceae, Charales, Characeae. The record is from the annotation of a GenBank genome assembly.